Messenger RNA from Thlaspi arvense, 2296 nucleotides. The record is from the annotation of a GenBank genome assembly. Lineage: Eukaryota; Viridiplantae; Streptophyta; Magnoliopsida; Brassicales; Brassicaceae.
UGAAAUUAACCAUUCUCCUUAGAGUUGUUGACUCACAUUGUUUCAAAAUAUGGGAUGACUAGCCCAAUUUUCUGUUUCAAAAUAUGGAAUACAACAUUCCUUUAAUCGGUAAAUGAAGGUUAUUUUUGUAUAUGAAAAAAGAAACAGAAAAUAGCAAAAUAGGUGGGAGAGAAGGUGUGGGGGCGCAUCAGAGACGAAAGCAGUGUUGUUUAACUACAGAAUCAUCGACCUGCAAAAGAUCUUUCUCGCUGUCUCAAGCCAUGGCGCCGGAGGCGGAGCGAUGGUGCGUCGUAACCGGUGGUAGAGAAUUUGCGGCGAGGCAUCUUGUCGAGAUGCUCGUUCGCUACGAGAUGUUCCUCGUCCGCAUCGCCGAUUUGACUCCGGCGAUUCAGCUUGAUCCUGAAGAAGAGAGUGGAGUUCUCGGCGAUGCAAUGAGAUCCGGUAGGGUUCAAUAUAUCUCCGCUGAUAUCCGUGAUAAAUCACAAGUCGUCAAAGCUCCGGAUUCUUCUAUCAAUAAUCACCAGCUUCAGUACUCGGUCAAUGUUCAAGGAACAAAGAAUGUGAUUGAUGCUUGUGUUGAUAAUGGAGUAAAGAGGCUUAUCUACACGAGCUCUCCUAGCGUUGUGUUUGAUGGUGUUCAUGGUAUUUUGAAUGGUAAUGAAUCGAUGGCUUACCCAUCCAAGCACAAUGACUCAUAUUCAGCAACUAAAGCUGAAGGAGAAGCGUUGAUCAUGAAGGCGAAUGGAAGUAAUGGACUACUCACUUGUUGCAUACGUCCGAGUAGUAUUUUUGGUCCUGGUGAUAGAUUGUUGGUUCCUUCACUUGUUGCUGCUGCUAAGGCUGGAAAAUCCAAGUUUAUCAUAGGUGAUGGGAAUAAUCUCUAUGAUUUCACUUACGUUGAAAAUGUUGCUCAUGCCCAUGUCUGUGCUGAGCGUGCUCUAGCUUCAGGAGGAGAUGUUUCUACGAAAGCUGCAGGCCAGGCCUAUUUCAUUACCAACAUGGAGCCAAUUAAAUUUUGGGAAUUUAUGUCACAGCUUCUCGAAGGACUUGACUACGAAAGGCCAAGCAUAAAGAUCCCUGCGUUUGUCAUGAUGCCGAUUGCACAUCUGGUUGAACUGACAUAUAAAUUCUUGGGACCAUAUGGGAUGAAAGUACCACAGCUAACACCUUCAAGAGUUAGGCUGCUCUCAUGCAGCAGAACAUUCGACUCCACGAAAGCAAAGGAUCGGCUAGGCUAUGCUCCUGUGGUGCCACUUCAGGAAGGUAUACGAAGGACGAUAGACUCAUUCUCUCACCUGACAGCAGCAAGUCAAUCCAAAAGAGAAGGCCCAUCCAAGGCUUCUAGGAUCCUUGGAGGCGGAAAGGUUGCUGAUACACUUCUGUGGAAGGAUUUAAAGCAGACUCUCACUGCCAUAUUCAUUCUAAUUAGUAUCUAUUAUAACUUUGUUGCAACUGGGUCUACCAUCAUAACUGCUCUUUCGAAGGCUCUAAUGGUAUCUUCGGUAUUUUUGUUCCUCCAUGGCAUUCUACCAGAGAAAUUAUUUGGUUAUACAAUUGAAAAGAUUCCUGCAUCGCAGUUUCAUCUCACGAAAGACUGGUCACAUCACCUCUCAUUGUCAGUGAUCUCUUCAUGGAACACCACUGUUAAAGCUCUAAAAUCUCUUUGCCAGGGGAAUGAUUGGAGCUUCUUUCUUGAGGUGGUCUUCGUUUUGGUAGUAUUAAGUUUCGCUGGAGCCAUAUCUCUUCACAGCAUAUUGGUUAUAGGGCUUCCUAUUGCUUUCAUUACUUUUCUCGUGUACGAAAAGAAAGAGCAGGAGAUAGACUCGAUAGUAUUGAGUUUUAAAUCUUUCAUAUCCAAGCAGAAAUCAGAUGUGUAUGAGAAACUGUUUGGAAGCGAGAAACAUGACUAAGAAUCAUUCCUCUCUGCGCAGCAUUUGUACUGUUCUUUUGUUUCCAACGACCUGUCUCUUCGCUCUGGUUUGAACCUUUUUUUUUCUGAAGUAUAUUGUUGUUUUGGCUCUUUUCUACUCAGUUCUGGUGGUUUUGUUUCCAUGCAUAUUAUUUACACGUGUUUGCAUUGUUUAGCAAUAAAAAUAAUAAAAAUUAAAAAAAAAAAUUUACAGUAACUCGAUAAAUUAAUAAUAUUAAAACUUUGAUAUUUUAUUAACUUAUAGGUUUUGGAUAAUUUUUUUUUAAUAAUUAAUUAAAAAUAAUAUUUUCUUUGAAUUUUAUAUUAUUUCUAAAUUUUCAUUAUAAAAUUGGAGAUAAAUAAUAAAAAUGUUUCAAUUUUAAUAUG